AUGUCAUCUGCUUUUCAAGAACAUGUCGCUGCUGUGACUAGAAAUUACUAUGUCAACCCACGUCUUGACUACAGAACUGUAACUGGUGUCAAUGGUCCAUUGGUUAUUUUGGAUAACAUCAAAGGACCAAAGUUCUCUGAAAUUGUAACUUUGACUUUGGGUGACGGUACCCAACGUAAGGGUCAAGUACUCGAAAUCAGUGGUAAGAGAGCUGUCGUACAGGUUUUCGAAGGUACCAUCGGUAUUGAUGCCAAGCACACUCGUUGCGAGUUCUCUGGUGACAUUUUGAAGAUGCCAGUAUCUGAGGAUUCUUUGGGUCGUAUUUUCAACGGUUCUGGUAAGCCAGUCGACAAGGGUCCACCAGUUUUGGCAGAAGACUAUUUGGAUAUUCAAGGUCAACCAAUCAAUCCAUCCGUUCGUGUCUACCCAAGAGAGAUGAUUCAAACCGGUAUCUCUGCUAUCGACACUAUGAAUUCCGUAGCUCGUGGUCAAAAGAUUCCAAUUUUCUCUGCUGCCGGUCUUCCACACAAUGAAAUUGCCGCUCAGAUCUGUCGUCAAGCCGGUCUCGUCAAGCGUUCCGGUAAGGGUGUCAACGACGACCACGAUGACAAUUUCGCUAUCGUUUUCGCAGCUAUGGGUGUCAAUAUGGAGACUGCCUCUUUCUUCAAGCGUGACUUUGAGGAGUCUGGUUCCAUGGAGAGAACUACACUCUUCCUCAAUCUUGCCGAUCAUCCAACCAUCGAGCGUAUCAUUACACCACGUCUCGCCUUGACCACCGCCGAGUACUUGGCUUACCAAUGCGAGAAGCACGUCUUGGUUAUCUUGACUGAUAUGUCUUCGUAUGCCGAUGCGCUUCGUGAGGUAUCUGCUGCUCGUGAAGAGGUGCCAGGUCGUCGUGGUUACCCAGGUUAUAUGUAUACUGAUCUUUCCACCAUCUACGAACGUGCCGGUCGUAUCAAUGGUCGUAACGGUUCCAUCACUCAAAUUCCAAUUUUGACUAUGCCAAACGACGAUAUUACCCAUCCAAUUCCAGAUCUUACUGGUUACAUUACUGAGGGUCAAAUCUACGUCGAUCGUCAAAUCAACAACAGACAAAUCUACCCACCCAUCAACGUAUUGCCAUCGCUCUCUCGUCUGAUGAAGUCGGCUAUUGGUGACGACAUGACACGUAACGAUCACUCUGAAGUUUCCAAUCAAAUGUAUGCCAACUAUGCCAUCGGUAAGGACGUUCAAGCCAUGAAGGCUGUCGUUGGUGAGGAAGCUUUGUCCUCUGAAGACAGACUCUAUUUGGAGUUCUUGGAGAAGUUUGAAAGUAAAUUUAUUGGUCAAAGCCAUUAUGAGAAUCGUGAUAUUUUCCAAUCUCUAGAGUUGGGAUGGAACUUACUUCGUACUUUCCCACCAACUAUGCUCAAACGUAUCACUGAGAAAACUAUCAAGCAAUAUUACUCAAGACAAGGAGAUAAAGGAACAAUUGACAACAACUAA
Heterostelium album PN500 is the source of this 1485-nucleotide messenger RNA. RefSeq names its product V-type proton ATPase subunit B (gene vatB). Gene Ontology annotation, cellular component: proton-transporting V-type ATPase, V1 domain. NCBI's taxonomy places the organism in Eukaryota, Evosea, Eumycetozoa, Acytosteliales, Acytosteliaceae. Gene Ontology annotation, molecular function: ATP binding; proton-transporting ATPase activity, rotational mechanism. Gene Ontology annotation, biological process: ATP metabolic process; proton transmembrane transport. The transcript has 4 exons. The record is from RefSeq and is a predicted model, not a curated record. Bases 1 to 1485 code for a protein of 494 amino acids.